Spea bombifrons (plains spadefoot toad) is the source of this 1542-nucleotide messenger RNA. It is a transcript of the gene NTAN1, whose product is annotated as N-terminal asparagine amidase. Gene Ontology annotation, cellular component: nucleus. The record is from RefSeq and is a predicted model, not a curated record. Lineage: Eukaryota; Metazoa; Chordata; Amphibia; Anura; Pelobatidae. The transcript is spliced from 10 exons. Gene Ontology annotation, molecular function: protein-N-terminal asparagine amidohydrolase activity. The coding region runs from base 202 to 1149 and encodes 315 amino acids. Gene Ontology annotation, biological process: ubiquitin-dependent protein catabolic process.
CCACCAAUUGAAACGAGCAUGUGCUCUUGUCAGAACUUCUGUCGCGGAGCAUGCUGGGACGUGUAGUUUUCAGCAUCGCCCGAGCCGGAAUACUCACGACCUGUAAGGAAUACAACUCCCAGCCUCCCGAGCGCAUGCAGGCUUGUCUCGACAGAGUCGUUGUGGAGGAAGUUUGGCUGCUGUAAUAGACAGUUGGCAGGUAUGCCCCUGGUUAUUGGCAGCCAGAGGGUGGACAUCACUGAGUCCGCCGCCCGGAUUGCCCGGUUACACCCCCAGCUGGAGGAGCGAGCCAAAGCUUUAAGAAGCCAACCAACGCAGAGAAUUGGACCCAAAGGUUUUUUAUACGUGCAGCAAAGGGAGUUGGCCGUAACCACCCCUAAUGAUCGACUCAUAUCAGUUCUUGGGUCCGAAGACGCGACCACCUGUCACAUAGUGGUGCUCAGACAUACAGGCAGUGGAGCCACGUGCUUAGCACACUGUGAUGGGUCAGAUACAGAAAACGAGGUGGCAGCCAUCUUUAAUGCAGUCAAGUCUUUAUCGCAAGCCUCACCAGAUGGAAGGCUAGAAUUGCACCUUGUUGGAGGGUUCAUUGACCAAAGGUGUCUAUCACAAAAACUUACAAGCCAGCUUCUUGAAUCCUUUGAUAGCCAGCCAGAUGACAUACAUCUAGUUACAUUUUGUGUCACAGAAUUAAAUGACACGGAGGAAAAUGGCAUACAUCUCCCAAUUAUAUAUGGUAUAGCUGUAAAUGUUAAAACUGCAGAGAUCUGUAAAGCAACCUUUGAAGACCGGCAGCCAGAAGAGGAUUUGAGAUCUGCGUACACCUUAACAGGAGGAACGAUGGUGAACAUUUACAAUGCAAAAACUGAACAAGUAAUUAUUGGGCCUUAUUCCUGGAUACCUUUUCCAAAUAUUGAUUUCUGGCUGGAACAGGACGAUGAUCAGAUCCUUGAGUGCUUUUCCACCUCUCCACUGGCAGAGCCUCCACAUUUUGUUGCCCACAUUAGAUCAACCCUCCAGUAUGUGAAGAAAAAUCCACACCCUGCAAAGUCCAUUUUUCCAGACAGAAAACCCCGUGUGUACAAGAAACAAGUGGAUGGUUCAUGGGAAAGAGUGUUUCCCGAUAGCGCAGGCAAAGUGACUUUUUAAGGGCUGCUGACCGAUCAUUGGAAUGAUUUUCAACGUACGUACAUCUGGCUGGCAUUGUCAUACUUCUUUUUCAGCUUUACAUAAAUAUGCAUUAUGUUUAUGGACCACUGUACUUUGUCUAUGCAAUUCCUUUAUAAUGUUUAUUAAAGAAAGUUACAGGCCAGCAUUUAAACGCCCUGUCUCUAUGCACAAUGCCUUUUAGUAUAAAUGGUGCGAAUCAGCCAUGAUCAUAUGAAAUGUAACUUGGACUAUCUGCCUUUGACUGUAUGAUUUUGCACCAAAGUGUAAAUUUUAUCAGGCUUAAAAUGACCAGGUGCAAUAUUUUGUCUCUCUCUUCAUGUUUGGAAGCUGCAUACUAAUAGCGGUUGCAAUAAAGCUGCACAGAUGACUUUA